Messenger RNA from Morone saxatilis (striped sea-bass), 987 nucleotides. RefSeq names its product sarcolipin. Bases 315 to 410 code for a protein of 31 amino acids. Gene Ontology annotation, cellular component: membrane. The transcript is spliced from 2 exons. NCBI's taxonomy places the organism in Eukaryota, Metazoa, Chordata, Actinopteri, Moronidae. Gene Ontology annotation, molecular function: enzyme regulator activity. The record is from RefSeq and is a predicted model, not a curated record.
GAGAGGGCCCUGCCCCUGCCGCCCAGUGAAGGCUGGACAACCACAAGAAGAUCAGCUGCUAGUAGAUGCUACAGAGGAGAAGUUUCCAGUAAGAAGACAAGCCAUCAGAGGUCAAGAUAAAGAAAGGCUGUACCUGGAGCACAAAAGAACAUCUUCCUGUUUAAAGUGAGAUCACUGCCACAGGAGGAAAGGUCCAGGACAGUAAAAUCCAGAUAAGGAGCACCACACCUCAGGAGAAGACAUCUACAUUCUUCCUCCUUGCCUCCUCGUCAGCAGCACCCUCUCUCGCUCUCCAUCCCGUCUGAGAUACCGCCAUGGACCGCUCGGCGAAGGAGCUGUUCCUCAACUUCAUGAUCGUCUUAAUCACCGUGCUGCUGAUGUGGCUGCUGGUGAAAACUUACCAGGACUGAACCGUGUGGCAACAAGAGAGGAGAAGAAUGAGAGGCAGAGGAGAUGGAGAGACACGUGUGGAGGGAAGCCAGCAUGGUUACUGUAGGACUUUGCUGCUGAUUGAUUCUUGUUCAGACGCAGUGUUUACAUCUUUUCAUUCUUUUAGUCUAUGGUCACUGGUCUGGUCCAGAGCUCUAGUAUUCCAUUGAGGUAAAAAAAAAAACAUGUGAAUGCCCGAGCCAGAUGAGCAGAUUGUCAACAAGAUGGUUUUUUUUAAUUUGGCCUUUAAUUUCUGGCAAGAGCCGAAGGGGAACUCACAGUAGAGAUGGGGAGGGAGAAUAAAAAUAAAUAAACAGGGGUUUGAGGCUCUACUUUUUGACUGUGGAAACCUUUUACGUGAUGGCUAAAAUAAAAAUAUGUGUCAUUCAUAUGACCUUUGAUACAUUGAACCAUGCUGUUGUGUCUAUUGUUCUGUUUUUACUAAGUGAUGAAUGUGUCAAAAGCCAAUACUGUAUUCAUUCAUAGAAGAAGGCACCAACAGAAAUAACGAAGGAUCAUGUUUAUGUUCACUUCUUGCCAUUAAACAGUCUUUCAUUU